ACUGUUAAGGAAAUGCCUUGCCUCAGGGUGGUUGAUCUUUGGUGGCACUGGCGUAUCGCGUGAUAGCGAAAGACACUGUUGGACAUGCAGCAAGGCUGGCCCUGCAGCAUCAGUCAUCGUGUACAGCAUGUCAGUGUUGUGGAGCAACGUAAGCGCGUCGGCGACGCGAGUGAUGAUGGACCAGAUGACGACGUCAUCGCUACCGCGGCCGAUUUGCUACCACGAGUCCGAGCUAGAGGAAGAGGAUCCUGGCUACGACCGCGUCCUCGUCCAGAAUAUCGUUGGCGUCGUCGUGCCAAUAUUCUUUGGGUUGAUCGGCAUCCUCGGGCUCGUCGGCAACUCCCUCGUCGUCAUUGUCGUUGCCGCCAAUCCCGGGAUGCGCUCCACCACUAAUAUCCUCAUCAUUAACCUCGCUAUCGCCGAUUUGCUCUUCGUUCUUUUUUGCAUACCCUUUACGGCCACGGACUUUGUCUUACCUUAUUGGCCAUUCGGUAAUGUAUGGUGUAAGGUCGUACAGUAUCUAAUCAUCGUCACCGCAUGUGCGAGUGUCUACACGCUGGUGCUUAUGAGUCUUGACAGAUAUCUAGCAGUUGUGCAUCCGAUUGCUUCCAUGUCAGUGAGAACAGAGAGCCACGCGUUCACCGCCAUUUGGAUUGUUUGGAUAGUGAUCCUAACAUCCUCUAUACCUGCACUCAUUAUUCACGGUGAGUAUGGCGAGAUCCGGGCCUUGAACCAGAGCUUCCCCUGCGCCCUGCACUCGAGGGAUCAGUCCGGGUCCGAGACCGAGACCGAGGCUCUGGAAAUCCAGACGGCCUGCCGCAUUCUACCCGACGCCAAUCGGCCCCUCUUCCAGGUUACUUUCUUUCUUGCGAGUUACGUCGUACCGCUGACCCUCAUUUGUGGCCUCUACGUCUGUAUGUUACUGAGAUUGUGGAAGGGCGUGAGGGUGAGCGCAGAGAGCCGUAGAGGUAGGAAGAGGGUGACGAGGCUCGUACUCGUCGUAGUCGGUGUUUUCGCCAUCUGCUGGUGUCCCAUCCAGGUAAUACUGGUGGUGAAGUCACUAGACAUGUAUCCGCUGUCCUCGGGAACGAUUAUGCUGCAGAUAGCAAGCCAUGUCUUGGCUUAUACGAACAGUUGUGUCAAUCCUAUUCUCUACGCUUUCCUCAGCGACAAUUUUCGCAAGGCCUUCAGGAAGAUCAUUUACUGUAGAUCGCGUCAGGAUCAGCACAAUCGUCUCGGGCCGAUGACGAAAACGACGAGAGCCGCCAGCUCCGGCGACAUAUUAUAGUUACCAAAUUUUUGGAGGCGAGAUUACGGAAAAACAACACAAAAUGCACAAAAAUCUAAGUGCAGAUCAUCAUGAAAUAUUAGACGAUCAAGAAUAAAUUCUACAAAUCGUUGCGGAGGAAAGUACUAAAAUUAUCAGUGAAGUAGCAAAUGAGGUUUAACUUAUUUUUAAAGAGUUUCAGCAGAAGUUAAUAUAAAAAACAAAAA
Ceratosolen solmsi marchali is the source of this 1494-nucleotide messenger RNA. RefSeq names its product allatostatin A receptor 1 (gene AstA-R1). Gene Ontology annotation, biological process: G protein-coupled receptor signaling pathway. The transcript has 6 exons. Bases 128 to 1288 code for a protein of 386 amino acids. The record is from RefSeq and is a predicted model, not a curated record. Lineage: Eukaryota; Metazoa; Arthropoda; Insecta; Hymenoptera; Agaonidae. Gene Ontology annotation, molecular function: G protein-coupled receptor activity. Gene Ontology annotation, cellular component: plasma membrane.